This is a messenger RNA of Drosophila melanogaster (fruit fly), 4903 nucleotides long. It is a transcript of the gene dve, whose product is annotated as defective proventriculus. Gene Ontology annotation, molecular function: DNA-binding transcription factor activity; DNA binding. The transcript has 6 exons. Lineage: Eukaryota; Metazoa; Arthropoda; Insecta; Diptera; Drosophilidae. The record is from RefSeq and is marked reviewed. Gene Ontology annotation, cellular component: nucleus. Bases 720 to 3794 code for a protein of 1024 amino acids. Gene Ontology annotation, biological process: regulation of transcription by RNA polymerase II; chromatin remodeling.
CAGUUGUGCGACAACUUUGGCCAAGAGAGGAUGUCUUGACGCGCGUCCGCUUACUAACACCCUGCGAUACCCUGCGAAGAGAGUCCAGAGAGCCAGAUCAGUCAGUCAGGAGCAGGAGCCCAAGGAUUCGGCACGCCAUCUGCCGGAGAAACCAGACAGGCGGACAGCCAGACAGCCUGAACGCCUCAACCUCAACGGUUGGCUGGAUUUGCGAUUGUCGCAUUCGCCAAAUUCGAUACGCUGCCAAUCCUGGUGACGCAGUGACGCGAUCAGCUCCCGAUUUCAUGGCACUAAUGAUGUCGCGUCGCCCCCAACAGCAACAACAACAGCAAGAAGAGCCCCUGGAGCAAUUGGAAGUGCAGCAUCUGGAACUAGAGUCAUCGAAUCCGUUCCACGAAGGAAACGCGCGUUUCACCUGAGCGUGUGUGCGGUUGCGCGCGUGUGUGUGCCUGUGUCUAAUUUGCGUAUCCGCGCUACUCAAAUAAGAAAUAAAUAGAAAAAUCACAUCAAAUUAAAUCAAAUCAAAUCGAAUCAAGAAAUACACCUUCCCCCGAUCGAAUUCGAAAUCGAGCUCCCCUUAUCGCGGUGACAAAUUGCAAUCAAACAAAAAUCACAGCGAACCAUCCAAAUUGCAAUUAAUGCCAAAGCGCCUGCAUCUGGCCAUAAAUAAAAUACGUGAACUGCAGACUCAGUGAUUAGAACUUUGAAUCGCCAGCGAGAUGGACUUCCAGAGCGCCAUGGAAACCUUUGCCGAAGCCUGGGUGGCAGCCAAUGCCGGUCAGCAGAGUCAGGCCUUGGCCUUAACCAGAGCUGUCAACGCGGCCGCCGUUGUGGCCUCGGCCAAUGCCAAAUCCCCCAAUGCCUCCUCCUCCGCCUCGGCCAGCCUGGCGGAUCUGGCCGUCAAGAAGGAGCACUCCAUCUCGCCGCCCCACAGUGUGGUGAGCGUGGGUGUGGGCGUGGCUGGCGAGGAUCAGCAUCGCAGAUCCUCGUUGCAGGGUGUGCAGGAGAAGCUCACCCAGCUGCAGAUGCAGCAGCAGCAUCACCAGCAGCAGCAGCAACAGCAGCAGCAGCAACAGCAACAGCACCAGCAGCAGCAGCAACAUCAUCAUCAUCAGCAGCAAGCACAGCAGGCAGGCGCUGGAGUGGGUAGUGGCGAGCUGGCUGGACGCAGAUCCUCCGAGGGCACACCACCCACCGCCCAUCCCCCAACGAACUCCGAGGGACAGGCGCUCUCCUCCUCCACAGCCUCAUCUAGUCAGAAUGCCACCCCCAAGAGCGAUCGGGAAAGGGAGCGUGAGCGGGAGAGGGAUCGGGAGGAGCGCGUGGAGCGGGGCAGCAUAUCCUGCCUCCCACCAGCCGCCCUUGGAAUGGCCGUGGGCGUCCAGCAGGCCCAGCAUCAGGAGAAGCUGCUCAGCCAUCCGGCCUUGGAUUCGCGACGGGAGUUCGACGUCAGCAAAGUGAAUCCCAAAUCACUUCCACUUCACUGUGUGGUGGAGUCGGUGCACUCACUGCACGCCUCCCUGACCAUCGACACUCGCCAGCCCUGGAAGAGGCGGCCCAAUAUCGAGACCGACAGCUACGUGAUCAUCGCCGCGGCCACGCCCUGGAGCGAGAUUGUUCAGACGGCGCUCCAGAGGCUCGGCUACUCCCAGGAGGUGGCCAACACAGCCAGAGGCUCAUUAAUAAUCAAACAUUGGAAACCCAUACCCCUGGAGCAGAUAUCGGACAAUCCAGCGGUGCCCGUCAGCGAUAUUGUGGGUGAAUUGACUUCCGUGAUCACGCUGAGGAUCGUGAUUCUGCGCCCCAAGACUUCGCCGUUCGGGGAGAUCAAGGACAAGCUGCUCAAGCUGCUGGUGCUUCAGUCGCAUGCGGUGCUCCGUUCCACAGGAUGUCCGCUGGAUGAGGUGACGCUAUCCCAGAUCUGCCGGAGUUCCCACCAGAACACCUACGCCCUGCCAGGAGGAGAGAUCUCCGACGAACUGCGCCGCAAGUUCGACCAGUGGUGGUCCAAUCAGCUCUCUCCCCAAGCGACCGCCAUGACGCCCAAGAUGCUGCCGUUCAUGACGGGUCCUUCAGCGGUUCCGGUUCCAGUGGCAGUGCCCGGCGAGAUGGACUUUCCGGUAGGCACGGCCAUGGCGGCGGCGGCCGCUGCGGCGGCUCAUGCUGCCGCUGCCGGUGGAGCAGCGGGCGGCAAUCCCCUGGGAUCGAUGGGUAGUCGCGAGAGUCUGUUGCUGGCUAACGAGGCUGCUCACCAUGCGGGCGCUGGACAGGCUCCGGGACCAGGACAUCACGGCAGCAUGCUGGUGCAUCCGAUGCACGCGUCCAUGCACCACCAUCACCAUCAUGGCGGCGGCGGUGGACACGGUCCUCCGUAUCCCAAUCAGAAGACUCGCAUGCGCACCAGCUUCGAUCCGGAGAUGGAGCUGCCCAAGCUGCAGAAGUGGUUCGCCGACAAUCCGCAUCCUUCGCGACAGCAGAUCCAGACGUAUGUGGUGCAGCUGAAUGCCCUGGAGUCUCGCCGGGGAAGGAAGCCCCUGGAUGUGAACAACGUGGUCUACUGGUUCAAGAACGCUCGGGCGGCUCAAAAACGGGCAGAGAUGCGGGGUGGUAGUCUGGGCAGUGCGAUCAGUGCCCUGGGUCACGCCGCCAUGAACGGCUAUCUGAGUCAGCACGCCCCUUUGGGCCAGAAUUCCAGCAGCAGUGCUGGUAGCCAGCCCAUGAGCAUGGGCAACCUGUCCAUGUCGCACGACUACCUAAAGAGUCCGCUCAGCCUGAAGUCGGAGGACAUUGACACCAUGUCGCAGCACUCGGACGACAUGGACGAGGAGCAGAGCAGACCGAACACGCCACAACUGCCCCUUUCGCUGACCACCCACGAGCGGCAUCGCAGCUCACCGCUGAUGGACGAGGACGAGGAUGAGGCGGGAGAGCAGCAGCAGCCACAGGAGGCCAAAAGCGAUGGAAUGAACGGUAGUGUGAAGGAUGAGGAGCGGCAGGAGAAGUCGCGCGAUGAACUGCAGGACAACGAAAAGGAGAACUCCAACGGGGAAGACCGUCAUCUGGAUGCAGACGCCCAGAUGGAGGCCAGUUCCAACCUCAACAAUAACCACAACAACAGCAGCUUGCACAUUGAGCAGGAGGUGGGCUCCACACCCAAGCGCUCCACGCCCAAGGAGGAGGACGACGACUUGGAUAUGGACGAGGAUGAGGAGGACAACGAAAACGAUGCCAGCCAUUUGGACGAGUUUCGCUCGCCCUCGCCGGAUCUAGCAGGUGGAGUUGUGCCCCACAAGGACCAGCUGCCCUUUCCUAUGGUUCCCAACUCCAUGUUCUCGCAGUCCUUCAUGUACAUGAGCCACUACAUCCCGGCAUUCGGUCAAGCGGCCGCCGGACAUCCGCAUCACCAUGCUGCCGCUGCAGCGGCAGCUGCCGGAAUCCAACCCAACGCCCUCAUGGGCGGCGGCGGCCUCAACCUGUCGAGCAUAUCGAACGAGGAGCGCCGGAAGCGAAACCGCACCUUCAUCGACCCGGUGACCGAGGUGCCCAAGCUGGAGCAGUGGUUCGCCAUGAACACACAUCCCUCGCACAACCUCAUCCUCAAGUACACCGAGGACUUGAACACCAUGCCAUAUAGGCAAAAGUUCCCGCGCUUGGAGAGCAAAAACGUGCAGUUCUGGUUCAAGAAUCGACGGGCCAAGUGCAAGCGCCUCAAGAUGUCGCUGUACGACAGCAAUCAGUGCGCCCAGCUGGGAGGACUCGGCUCUUUUGUGCCCAAGUACGAGGAGCGGGACUAGGCCGGCGGAGAAGGAGCAGGAGGAAAUCCCGCCCGGAGUUUGAAAUCAAAAUUAGCAGCAUUUCUUCUUGUAAAUAGUUAAGCGAGAGACACACACACACACACACAGAAACCCAUUUAGGCGGCUUCAAAAUGCCGCUGCAGCUAUGACAAAUACUAUACCAUAUACGAUAGCUCAUAAUAUGUAAUCCCCUAGAUUAGUGAACUCUAAGUAUUAUAGAACGAGAACUAACCCAGUUAAGCGUUACCCAGGAUUUGCCCAGGAGCAUCUAGCGAAAUUAGAGCAAAUAGAUAAAGCCACUUUAUGAGUAAUACGAUCUUGCAUGAACCAGUAUGACUAAUUUGUAGGUGUGGGGAGAGCCCCAGCGAUUCUACCCUAACCAGUAUACAACUCUCUAUUUCUACUUCUACCUAGUUCUUAGCCAUUGAUAUAGAAAGAGGGCGACAGCUCGUUAAGCAUAAGCAAACCAAAGAAAGCCAAGUUUCGAGAAUCGUAGACGUAGAAGCGAUCUGCGAUCUGUAUAUAAUGUAUGUUAUCCUAGGUACGCAUUCUUUGAGCAUUGUGAAUUUGUUUCGGCCUUAGUUGCAUUUGUAUCUGCAGAUUAAGUUACCCUUAAGUUUGAGUUGUACCAGUACCAGUAUGUUUAGUUGCCCUGCCUUAUUUGAGAGCCCCUCCCUCGCCUAGCACAUAUCCCUUUCGAUCCAAGCACACGGAUACCGCAUAUAGAAUGUAUAACAUACCAUUCGUUGCUUUCGAAGUCUUGGUAUUUAAUACCAACCCCCGAAAUCUAGCCACCAAUCAGCUUCGAUGCGAUUGGAACCUUUCGUUGCUAACUCCACUUUUAGCGUUUCGAUACAAACACGUAACUAAAUCUACACACGGAAAUAAAACGUUUUACAAAUUGUUCCAUUAGUUUCGUAAGCCUUCGCAUAGAUAAUAAACUUAAUUCAAAUAAUAUUGUAAUUUAUUGCAAAACACUCACACACAGACACACAAGUAACACAGACAGACACACAGUGAAAACAUCCACACAUCUUUAUAUAUAAUAUAAAUAGAAAUAUAUUCCCCAGCAAUUAUUAAAUAAUUAAAUAAAUACAAUUUUAAAUGUC